UGUCUCUAUUUCCCUUUCAAUUCCCCUCCCCAUGCCCUGAAUAAACUCUACACUGUACCUGUUGUUUGGCUGGUCUCUCAGGGGGAAGGGAUGCCUUAGCAUGGGCCUGCGGACUCCCCACCUGCCCUUUCCUCAUAUCUGACUACAUAUCCACCAAACAUAUUCCUUCUAUCUUUAUUUUUAUACGACACAACAAUGAAUUCAUCCAUUAAGGAGUAGGAUGGUGGAAAUGCCUAGCUUGAAGACUGACAAAUAAAUAAAUAAAUAAAUAAAUAAAUAAAUAAAUAAAUAAAUAAAUAAAAAAAAGAUAUAGUCUGUCGGUUGGGAACAAUACAAAUGUGCCGGUUAGUAUCUAUCUAAAAUCUUUCAAUUAGCACAAAUUAUUUGUAUUGCUAUAAACUCCAAGUGAAUUUAAGAAGGUAACUUCUAUCAAAUCCUCUCCUGGCCACCAGCUAAGCUCUCUGAUCCCUAGGAUUGUAAUCACAAAUUCAUGUCUAGUGUUAGUUAAUAUCCCGGACAACAGACAGCUAAGAACUAGGGACAGGAUCACACUUCCUAUGCCAAAUAAUGUUUCUGGUUUUGGUUUUUAUGCCAGUUUCCCUCUCCUGCCUGUGCUAACAGCGGUACUUCUAUAAGACUUGCUCUCAGGCCUAGCUGAGCCCAGGAACGGGUCUGUGUAAUGGGAAGAGCAAAUUUGAGCAGAUCCUCGCCCCACCUCACUCCGCCCAGGACGUAGGCAGUCAGCCCAAAUCUGUGUUGGCCCUAAUCAGAAUCCAGGAGCCCAGCAAAAAGCGAUGCGAUGCGCGCGCAGCUAAGGCCGCCUAGCACACUACCCGGCAGGCUGUGCGUGGGCCUACAGCUCCCACGCGUCCCAGCAGCAAAGGUGCUUCCCCUCGAUUCCCAGCUCAUUGGCGGCCCCCCAUGUCUUCUGUGCUCACACUCUCUGAUAGUUAUUCUGCGGGAAUCAGACCAUUUUUUUUUAACCCAGAGCUCUUCAGCCGCAGGAAGGAGAACACGUCGGCGGACACCUAAAAUGCCUGAAUAGGCGUGGCUUUAGGACCGGAAGAAGCUCCCGUUGCCAAGGGAACGCCGCGCGCUGUGGCGCCUGCUCAGCCACUGAUGCUCCCAUCCCGGGUGAACCCGCCGGUAACCCCAACUUGUAGAAGAGGCUGUGCUUGGAGCAGAGUAACCUUCCUACGAAGGCAUAGAGAGGAAGGCUGAGGUUCCUGGGGAAGAUCCCAUCGCGGAGACGGGUGUAAGAGUGCGUCCCUUCCUGUCCUUGUCAGCCCUAUUGCCGCGGGAUCGGCGUCAAAGAUCAGUUGCUGUUUAAAUAUUUAAGCCACAAUAUGGGAUUGCUGGACAGACUUUCAGGUUUACUUGGCCUGAAGAAGAAGGAGGUUCAUGUUUUAUGCCUCGGGCUGGAUAAUAGUGGGAAAACAACAAUCAUUAACAAACUGAAACCCUCAAAUGCUCAAGUUCAAGAUAUAGUUCCAACCAUAGGAUUUAGCAUAGAGAAAUUCAAAUCGUCCAGUUUGUCUUUUACAGUGUUUGACAUGUCAGGUCAAGGAAGGUACAGGAAUCUCUGGGAACACUAUUAUAAAGAUGGACAAGCCAUUAUCUUUGUCGUUGACAGUAGUGAUAAAUUAAGAAUGGUUGUGGCCAAAGAAGAGCUUGAUACCCUUCUAAAUCACCCAGAUAUUAAGCACCGUCGAAUUCCAAUCUUGUUCUUUGCAAACAAAAUGGAUCUUAGAGACGCAGUGACUUCUGUGAAAGUGUCUCAGCUGCUGUGUUUAGAGAACAUUAAAGAUAAGCCGUGGCAUAUUUGUGCUAGUGAUGCCCUCAAAGGAGAAGGACUGCAGGAAGGCGUGGACUGGCUUCAAGAUCAGAUCCAAGCUGUGAAAACGUGAAAAGAUAGUCACUGGAGACCUCAGCGAUUCUCAAUUAAUGGUAUCUAUGUAAGGCAUACUGAAUAAUCUCAAAUUUAUUUUAAAAGAUAUAUGCAACUAAGAAUAUUUUUACAACAUUCUGCUUGCUUUUGUGGACUCUGGAAGAACAUUUUAAGGACUUUAGGACUUGAGACAUUAUUAAUCUGGCCAUUAACUGUACAAAAUCUAAGAUUUCUUAGGAACUCCCUAGUCCCAGCUUCUUGUAAAAAUCUAUACAUUGUUAUAAUCAAAAUGUAUAAAUACCACUUGUAAGCCAUCUCGAUAUCCUGUCAUGACUUAUAUCUUUAAUGUAUUUUUAUUUUUAAUUGUCUUCUAAAAGUUUAGUUCAUUGUAUUACUUUGAAGUGCAAAUUGUGUUAGGGAAACAGCCUUAAAGAUUUAUAAGGGAUCACAAGUAAUUAGUCUAUAUGUAAUUUUUAUUGUCACUAUCAAUAAAAAAUGAAAUAUA
Molecule: messenger RNA, 2393 nt
Organism: Rattus norvegicus (Norway rat)
Lineage: Eukaryota; Metazoa; Chordata; Mammalia; Rodentia; Muridae
Source: RefSeq, a predicted model, not a curated record